Messenger RNA from Fusarium proliferatum ET1, 1911 nucleotides. RefSeq lists its product as uncharacterized. The record is from RefSeq and is a predicted model, not a curated record. Bases 1 to 1911 code for a protein of 636 amino acids. The transcript is spliced from 2 exons. NCBI's taxonomy places the organism in Eukaryota, Fungi, Ascomycota, Sordariomycetes, Hypocreales, Nectriaceae.
AUGAUUCGAUUAUACAUUCUUCUCUGGCUUCUACCAUGUCUCUUCCUUACCACCCCAUUCACCCAUGCGGCCCUUCUCCCUCGUCUCAAAGCUUCGUUCAGACUGCCAGGCGUAGUCUUCAGUGAACCGGUGGCUCGAUCUUUCAAGGUGGUGCCUUUCAAGGAGCUUCCUGGGGAAUCACACCAUGGUCAUGGACUUCGCCAAACUCUCGGCCUUGUGAAGAGAUUGGUUGAAGACCAGGGCGAUAUGGUUGAGGUUACCGAAAAAGCUCUUCAGGAACUUCUGGAUCAGAUAAACAAACUCCAUGAGCAGGUGAACAGCAUGAUGCCAUCUGGUGCCACGGACAAACAACCUACUCUAGGGACAGGCACUUCGUCAGGAGGCCAGUCUGGCCAGUCCGAUCAAUUACCUGCAGGUUCCUCUGAUGAGUCUACAGGUAGCGAACAGUCUAAGGAGCCUGCUCCCUCUGGCAAAGCCAGCGUUUCUAGACCAGGCGUUGCUUCGGAUCCAUCAGAAGCUCCUGUGGCUUCGGACCCUUCUCUACGCUCCCCGUUGCUGUCACAGGCAGACGCCGCCACGAUUGUCGAGUCUCAGGCUCCUGGCGCUCCAGCUCAACUACAUGUAUCGCAGAUAGAUACUGGCAGGCAGGCAAAGACUGAUCUGGCGCAGCCCGCGGCAAAUCCUACCCAGGUGAUAAACGGCGAAUCUACUAACAGCGAGCCUGAAGCUGAAAGGCUGUCUGGCAACAGCGCUGCCGUGACACUGCCUGAGGGUGCAGGUGCUUCUGGAAAGGGGGACGUCGUGAAAUCAGGUGGCCGUUCCAAGAAUGCUGUUGCUCAACCGACUGGUGAAGUUCAGGCUUCGACGGGAACACAACUCAACACAGCACAAGAUGUCAAACCAACAGAAGAAGGAAAGGCCAAAGAUCCUCGUAUCUCAUCUGCCAAGCAGGCUCCUGAGGCUAGCAGUACUGCGCCUGGGCGGGCAUUUGUAGAAUAUCCCGAUGAUGUUGUCCAGGCGGUCACGACCAAUGUCAGCUUUGGUGGGCAGACUAGUACUCCAGCAACUAAAGAGACCCAGAGGCCAUCUGGUGCCAAAGAUGAUGAGUGUGUUGACGAGGUAAGUAAUCUACCCUUCAUAAGUCGAAACCCUAACUGCACACCAGGUGGUAGGAUCGAAUCCGCGAGCGAGCCAGCACAAGAUACCACGAUAACUGUCGUCCUCGUACCUACUCCAGAAGAAGAUUCUUCCAAGGCUUCUGCAACGGAAUCCGGGACACAGAUAACAGAAGACUCCCCUGCAACUGCCAAGGCCGAGGGAGCGGCUCCAGCUUUAGAGACAGAAGCCACCUCCACCCCGGACAUCAACGCUGGAGAUUCUCAGCAGCUUGCAGCACCAACCCUACUCUCAAAUCCAUCUGCUGUUUCUAGACCUGGGCCGACAGCGUUGAGCCUUAGAACUCUUGUUUUCACAUCAGUCCUCACAAGGUCUUCAACCAUCCUAGCAACUACUGUACGCACGGAGUUUGUUAAUGCAAAUCAACCCACUGCAUCAUUGAAAGCCCCCGGCCAUGUUUUCGAAGAAGACGAAGAUACAGGCACGAAUGCAGCGUUCAAUAAGGGUGGAAAGCUUGCUUUGGAGGAGAGUGUCAAUAAGGAAAGCACACCAGAAACUCUUAGGGGAACUCCUCUCGCGUUAGAGACAAAAGCCAUUCUGACUACAACAACGACCACCAUCAGUUUGAGCCAUGUUGAUGUCAUGACAACCCCUGAACCCAGCCAAGAGGCUCGGUCUAUUUCUUCACCUUCAUCUCAUGAUGCUGGAGGCAUCAACGAGACGUUCCAUGCAACACCAAACAGUGGAUUCAGAACAAUUCCGAGGUCAUCAGCUAGUCUGGCAGAGAGAGCAUAG